Cynoglossus semilaevis (tongue sole) is the source of this 3123-nucleotide messenger RNA. It is a transcript of the gene plxdc2b, whose product is annotated as plexin domain containing 2b. NCBI's taxonomy places the organism in Eukaryota, Metazoa, Chordata, Actinopteri, Pleuronectiformes, Cynoglossidae. The record is from RefSeq and is a predicted model, not a curated record. Bases 451 to 2055 code for a protein of 534 amino acids. The transcript is spliced from 15 exons.
CAACUGUACCCCCAUCUAAACAGAGGAAGUCCAAAAAAACAAAGAAGGGACAGGGAGGAGACAACAUCAUCAUCAUAACCUGAUGUCCAUGGGCACAAGUUCAAGGUGACAAGGUCAGAGAGAGAGGGAGGGAGAUAGGGCAAGAGAGACACACACAGGCAAACAAGUUGGAUGAUGUAUCUCCCUCUCCUCCCCUCACUCUCUCCCGCUCAGACCCUGUGUAUUCAGCUCCUCAGCUGCUCCUCCAACAGAGGAGCCGCUGGCUGAGAGGAGUCGAUGAUCGAGGAAGCGCACGGACUCCACCAGGCAGGAGCGCGCACCCCUACUCCGGGUCACAGAGCGUGCACCUCCCCUCAGUGUGGAUGAGACCAGUUUGUAGGAUCGUGAUGCUGUUGUUCUAGAAGGAUUACCGAGGACACACCGUCACCACAGGGUUAGGCAGCAGUGGACAUGAAUAUGGCAGCCGUGAAGAGGCUCGAGCUCCUGCUUGGAGUUGCUGUAGUUUUCCAGUGUGUGGGAACAAUCCGAGCCGAGACGACCGAUCACUGUGACGGAGUAACUUUCACUUACUCAGAAGAACAAACAGGAAAUAAGGAUACAGCCGUGGACGUCAAACUGUACUCUCAUCGAUGGAGGAGGUGGAUUCUCCCAAAACCUCAUACCAUGGACAGUAACAGAGCCAGUCAAGAGCAGGACCAGCAGCCAGACCAGGAGGAGCCUGAGAGUUUCCCAGGCCUGUUGUCAGCAGAGGAGAGAGACAACAGCUCGCAAAUUGAAGAGGACACAGAUCACAACUACUACACAUCAAAAGCAUAUGGACCUUCAGACCCAAUGAGUAAAAACCUGUGGGUAAAUGUGGAGCAGAUGGACAAGGAGAAAGUGAAAAUCCACAGCAUUCUGUCCAACACGCACAGACAGGCAGCGAGGGUUAAUCUGUCCUUCGAUUUUCCUUUUUAUGGACAUUUCCUGCGUGAAAUCACAGUGGCAACUGGUGGAUUCAUCUACACAGGAGAUGUGGUCCAUCGGAUGCUCACGGCCACUCAGUACAUCGCUCCCCUCAUGGCCAACUUCGACCCUAGUGUCUCCAGGAACUCCACCGUUAUCUACUUUGAUAACAGUACUUCCCUGGUCGUGCAAUGGGACCACGUUCAUCUACAGGACAACUACAACCUGGGAAGUUUCACCUUUCAGGCCACAUUGCACAACAGCGGCAGGAUUGUGUUUGCUUACAAACAGAUUCCUGUUGAAGUGUCACAGAUCAGCUCAGUCAAUCAUCCUGUGAAGGUGGGCCUCUCUGAUGCCUUUGUGGUGGUCCAUAAGAUCCAGCAGAUACCAAAUGUGAGGAGGAGGACGAUAUACGAGUACCACCGCGUGGAGCUGACAAAGACCAAAAUCAUAAAUUCUUCAGCUUUGGAAAUGAUACCUUUGCCCACUUGUCUCCAGUUCACUAGCUGUAGAUCCUGCAUUUCCUCACAGAUCAACUUCAACUGUACUUGGUGUCAUCGCCUCAGCAGAUGCUCCAGUGGAUUUGACCGUCACCGUCAGGACUGGGUGGACAACAACUGCCCAGAUGAGACCAAGUACAAACUGUGUGACAUCAGCAACACCACGUACGUCUACCCCAUCACCACCACUGCUGUUGCCAAAACAUCAUUCAGGAGCAGAGGCUUACCAGGGGAGGAGGAGGGACCUGCCACUGCAGACCCCCCCACCAGUGCCCCCACUGAAGAUGACACAAAGAUCGCGCUGCAUCUCAGGGAAAACCAGGUGAUGCCAGCUAACAGUGCAGUGGGCAGGAUACCUGGUUCUCACCCCCUCCACACUGGUCUGAUCCUGGGGAUCCUGUUGGUGGCGCUGGUCACAGUGGCUGGUGUUCUGGUCACCGUGUACAUCUACCAUCACCCCACUUCUGCUGCCAGCCUCUUCCUCAUCGAGAGACGUCCGAGCAAGUGGCCAGCAAUGAAGUUCCAUCGGAGUUCAGGUCACCCGGCCUAUGCUGAAGUGGAGCCCGUGGGCCAGGAGAAGGACGGCUUCAUGGAAUCAGAGCAGUGCUGAGGGAGGGGGGAAAUGGUUUUACAUCCUUGCUGCCCCUCCAUUUCUACUCUUCCAGUGCCAAACCUCCUUCAUCCUGAUUCUCCAGCAGAAUCUGGAGCCGGGCUGUAAACAGUGAAUGUUCUGGAAAAAUUAGUGGAAAAGAGAGGAAACAGAAACCCUGGAAACUGAUCCCAGACAGACUGAUCAGAUCCAUCUAGGAAGAAGGUGAUAUGGGAUUAUGGUGAUGGUACAGCGUGACUCUGUGCACUGAUACUGGUGUGUGUGUGUCUGUGGAGGGGACGGGGAGCAGAGUGAAUUAUACAAUUUAUAUUUUCAAAAAUACAGCGUGUGUGAACAGAGAGUUUCCACUUUAUUGUCGGUGGUUGUUUAUUCAUCAGGUUUUGUGACUUCUGUCCUUUUUUUUUACUGUUUUUUAUUCCACACGGUUUACGAUGUGUCUCUGUGUAGCUUGUCCUUAUUGAUUUUCAUACAGAUGCAGGACUUUACCACAGAAUCUCUUCUGUGGUAAAGUCCAGCAGCUGUGUCAUGUGACUCAAGCUUGACUCCUGUUAACCUGAUUGAUCACUCAGUGCAGUAAGGCUUAGAAAAUACUGCUUUGUUUUCAGUUUGUGAUGAUGGGCUGGGGGGCUGUUUAGACAUGUAGCUGCUCUAGUUAACGUCUCACGUCACCAGCUGUGUUUUCACUGUUAUUUGUAUCAGGAACCAUUUUUGUAUGAAAACAUUCUUUGUCACUUCGGCAGAACCUUCAAUGCUGUUUCUAGACCAACUACCAAAAUGGUAGGGUUAGGGUUUUUACUCUAUACAUAUAUUGAACUUUUUAUAUGAAUCUUGUUGUGAUGCCAUGUAGAAACACACCCACUGUAAAAUACCAACCUUCAAAUAAUGCACAGGUUUCAAUAUGAAAAAAAUGUCUAAUCUUCCAACAAGAUCUGCCUGUGGUAUUUCAUUUCUUUCUAAAUUUCUAACAUGGGCAAAAGUAAACCUUGUGGGGGGUGGGGGUUAGGGUUAGGGUUAAAAAAAUUACAUUAUUCAGUCAUCACUGUUGUCAUCUAACUGCCGCAGAUAGAA